Molecule: messenger RNA, 1820 nt
Organism: Puntigrus tetrazona (Sumatra barb)
Lineage: Eukaryota; Metazoa; Chordata; Actinopteri; Cypriniformes; Cyprinidae
Product: voltage-gated potassium channel subunit beta-1-like
Exons: 2
Coding region: 796-1086 (96 amino acids)
Source: RefSeq, a predicted model, not a curated record
UUGCGCUUGGUCUGUGUCACAGACAUUAUGCUGCACAGCAGAGGAGCAAGAGCGCGAUAUGCCAGAAAAGAAAGAGAGCGAGGUAGAUAAAGGGAGGGAGAGAGCGCUUUAAACAGACGUGGACGGCUGCCUACUGCUCAUUCCCCCAGAGCUGUAGCGCAGAUGAAGCAUCACUGCUGAGCUCACCAAAAAAAAAAAAACAGAUCUAAAGAGGAAAGAGAGGAAAAGAGAGUAAACAGAGAAAGACAGAAGCUAGUUAGAAGCUUGAACAAUUAUCAGCUGAAGGAAGUAAAUGAAUGUGCGUGUGUGUGAGAGAGAGUGUAAGAAAAGAGGAAGACCUCAGAAGAGAGGAGCGAAGUGUCAGCAGAUCUGUGGAUUUAUGCUGUCCGGUCUUUGACAUCCCUCCCUCCUUUCCUCCUCCUCUCCUCCCCCCUUCAGCAGGCGGGCUUUUUGUGGCUGACCAUGCGAGGAUCCUCUCAGUGCUGCGGGAAUCUCCUCUCCUCCUCCGGACAGUUGCGCAGCUCUAGUUCUGUGGCUCAUUGACCCAGACGCAGCCUUAACAGUUGUCUUUUUUCACGAGGGAACGUCUUGGGCAAGGAGCAAAGCAACUUUUGGACUGUGCAGACGUCUCCUUUUUCCUCGUGUUCAAUAAUUGAUGCAGUUUCUUUGCUGCUGCUUUGACCGUAUCCACAGGACGGGAUCAGGGAGGAAGGUCGGGACUGUGACCCCCGCAUGAUCCCUCGGUGUGUCCUCUCUGUUUCGUAGACUGCACCUUCUUCGUCCUCCUCAUCCAGCAUGCAGGUCUCAAUCGCUUGCACGGACCACAAUCUGAAGGGUCGAAAUGGGGACCAUGGAAAAACGAACGCCACCAGCCCCAACGUGGUGAACGCGGCACGGGCGAAGUUCCGCACUGUCGCGAUCAUCGCCCGGAGCUUUGGCUCUUUCACCCCACGCCACCACAUCUCCCUCAAAGAGUCCACCGGCAAGCUCACCGGCAUGAAGUACCGUCACUCCCCAGGGAUUUCUGACCUCAGACCAGCCCUGUCAUUUCUAGAGAUGAACAUUUUAGUCAUUUUGUCUGCUUGAGUACUCACCAGAUAAAUCAAACAAGUACUUUGAGGAUGGUGGGUCCAUCAGCACCAUUAUUUUUAAUCUGUUGUUUGUAUGAGACAUCAUAUGGCAGUCUCCUCCUUACAGCGCAUCCUGAUGUUUGUAAGGGUCUCUAACCAAGUUUUGAAGAAAAAAAAAGAACACAUUUCUACUUCCCUGUGUUCUGUUCCAAUUGGUUCGUGUGAUAUGUAGCUGUUUGAAAGGAAGAACACGUCCUGUGUGUCGCCCUCUAAUCCUCUCCAGACAGAGUGUUGAGUUGUUCCUCCCCUGAACUCAAAGACAUCAUGUACAGUGUUUAUACAGCUUCUGUCUGAUGAAUCGGACCACAAGGUGCCCAUCAAAAAUAACACUGUAAUCGAUCACAAGCUGGUGUUGUUGUUAGUUCAUUUUAAUUAGCUUAAAAUUUUUCGAAGUUGACUUCAAUGUAUAUGAGUACUCGACUAAGUGUACAGUAGGGUUGCGCAACAGUAUAUAUUUAUUUAUUUGUUUUUCAGUGUUUUUCACUGAAAUUCCUUUUGUUUUAGUUUCUUUUAAAUAUUUAUAUUUAGCUUUUUAAUUAUAAUAAUUUUAACUGCAUUAUUAUUAGGUUACUCUGUUAAUAUACCAUAUUUUAUAAAAAAAAAUCUUCUAGCUGAUAACUGAUAAAUGGGCAGUAAAUUCAAUUUUGUCUAAAAAUAUAUUACAAAUAAAAUACAAUCAGUUAUUUGUGA